This is a messenger RNA of Polyodon spathula (Mississippi paddlefish), 7205 nucleotides long. Its product is annotated as myocardin-like. The coding region runs from base 673 to 3717 and encodes 1014 amino acids. Gene Ontology annotation, biological process: smooth muscle cell differentiation; cardiac muscle cell differentiation. Lineage: Eukaryota; Metazoa; Chordata; Actinopteri; Acipenseriformes; Polyodontidae. The record is from RefSeq and is a predicted model, not a curated record. The transcript is spliced from 16 exons.
AGUACUAUCGAAUACAACACCAUUACAGUAGUGUAUUUCUGCAAUACCUGUGUUUUUAACACUACACUGAGCAGGAAUUGCAAAGGCUAACAGGAGGACGAAGUCACGAGGAAAGAGGACAACCGAAGCUGGCUUUUAGUUGCACAGAGAUUCUAAUAACCUCGUAGAAAGAAAAAAAAAAAUAACCCGACAACAGUAAUUCAUGAAGUUCUGUUAUAAAAACAGUUCCCACGACACACGUGGAAAGCUAAGUACUUAAGAGCUUUAAAUAUUUCUGUGAGCCUUGCUGCCCUUCGCUUCGGUUUCUGCUGUUCAUGCGAGCCUCUCUCGCAGGGCUUUUAAGACUCAGCACCUACAUAGCACAGAAACUUUAUGGACUUGGAAAAGUUUAAUGUAGCAGUUAGUUAAAUUCAUAGCCUAUAACGCGUUAUACCCAUCGGAAUCAGCCAAUUUAAUCUGAGAGGCAUAACACCCCGCACUACAGCUACUAAAACAGUUACAGAUGACGAAAUUGAUAUACCCAUGUACGUUUAAGAGGGAUUCAACAGGAUUUAAAUCAACUGGACCAAGAAGACGUUUGACAGUUGGGCUUCAGUUUCCUAACGUUUUGCAACCCUGAUGUUUCAAAGUGGAGCGACAGGCAUAUGCAGCGAUCCUUCCCAACACUGAUGAAUGGAGCCUGGCAGUCUUGAUGAUGCAGCUCGGUGCAGUAGUGAGAGUCACUUCAAAUGGGAUUUCGUCACUGAUGAAAUGCGGGACCUCACUUUGCAGAUCAACCAGCAGCUGCCACCACUAACAGAGAGGAAGAAUGUUCUGCAAUUGAGGCUUCAGCAGAGGAGGACAAGGGAGCAGCUGGCAGACCAUGGCAUUAUGCCUCCAUUGAAGAGCCCAGCUGUAUUCCAUGAGCAGAGGAAAAAUCUUGAGAGAUCCAAGACAGAGGAUUACUUAAAGCACAAGAUCAAAAGCAGACCAGAGAAGUCAGAUUUGGUCAAUAUGCAUAUUUUACAAGACUCCGCUGCGGAAGGGUCCUUACAAGCUACUCAGAUGAAACUGAAGCGAGCCAGACUAGCCGACGAUCUUAAUGAGAAAAUUGCACUCAGACCAGGCCCUUUGGAGCUGGUAGAAAAGAAUAUCAUUCCCGUUGAUUCCGCUGUAAAAGAAGCUGCAGUGAAAGUGAAUCAUGAAAAGUUCCCCAAACAAGAAGACUCGUACACAUUUGAAGAAGACAGCAGCAGCGACAGUCUGUCUCCUGAACAGCUGCGGAGUGACGAGUCUCAGGGUUCGGUGUGCUCACCCCCAGAAACAAAGAGCCCUGAAGAGUCUCCCCCAGACUCAGCAGGAGCUGCACAGCAGGUAUCUCCAAAAAGAGAAAUACAUGGAGAAAAUGAUUUACCCAAUAAUCAAACAAACCAAGCAGAAAGCCCAAUAACGACAAACCAUCAGCUCACGUCACCCAUACCUGUCCCUGCUAUUGUGAAGUCAAAGACGUGUGAUAAGAAUCGACACAAGAAACCCAAAGACACUAAGCCAAAGGUGAAGAAACUGAAAUACCACCAGUAUAUUCCACCAGACCAGAAAGCUGAGAGGUCCCCUCCCCCAAUGGACUCUGCCUACGCCAGACUUCUCCAGCAGCAACAGCUCUUCCUCCAGCUCCAGAUACUGAGUCAACAGAAGCGCCACCACCAACCACAGCAGCACCAACAGCACUUCAACUACCAGCCCCAGCCCCAGCCCCAGAUCAAGCAAUGUAGUGAAUCCUUGCCAAGGAUUACGAAUGCACCCACCAGCACUAUCUCAAGCAGCUCCCUGUCUCCUGUUAAGAGCACCUUUUCGGGGCAAUCCCAGAUCUCUCCAAUAAAGCCUGCACCCUUACCUUCCAAUCUGGAUGAUCUCAAAGUGUCUGAGCUGAGACAGCAGCUGCGAAUCAGAGGUCUCCCAGUUUCCGGCACCAAAACUGCUCUCAUUGAACGGCUCAAGCCUUUCCAGGAUCCAAACACCAACGUGGUACCAACAUCAAGCGAUAUCACAACAGUCACCUUCCCAGUGACUCCAGUGGGUUCCAUGUCAGGCUACCAGUCUCAGAGUUCAUCCAGCAGCAUGUCCAAUGGGUUCUACCAGUUUGGCAGCACUAGCUCCACCCCACCCAUCUCUCCGGCGUCUUCAGAUCUCUCUGUUAAUGGCUCUCUACCAGACAGCUUCAGUGACGUUCAAAUGUCCUCCCCGCAGUUCGGCAUUCAGCCUUCCCCCAGCCAUCUGAGCACCGACGAGGGUUUGAUGGGCAGCAUGAAUGGGGGCUGCAUGCAGGCAGAGAUGGACGGCCUGGUGGACACAGAGAAGGACAAGAUGCUAGUGGAGAAGCAGAAGAUGAUCGAUGAGCUCACCUGGAAACUGCACCAAGAGCAGCGGCAGGUCGAGGAGCUCAAGAUGCAGCUGCACAGGCGCAAACGGAACCAUGGUCAGCAGGAGACACAGAUGCUGCCUCACCAGCAGCAGCACUUCUUUGGUGUUUCUAUCAAGCAGGAGCAUGUGGCUUCCAGCUGCCCGUUGUUGUCCAAGCACAUCAAAAACAAUCUACCCAGCAGCUGCAUGGAAAGCUUAAACUCUUGUGAGCCGCCACAGAUCUCCAGCAUGGUGAGCCCCCGCUGCAUGGAAUCGGCUGGCGGAAGCCCCACAAUGUCUGCAUUCUUGAGCCCGCAGUGUUCCCCACAGCAUUCCCCUCUUGCCAAGUCAGCAAGCCUCCCUCCAUCCCCCAACAACCCCUACCUGCUGUCUGUCUCCCCCAGCACCCAGGCAGGGGACAGUCGCAGUCGUUCACCGCAACAAAAUGGAAACAGACAACGGCCAGUCCAGAUUCCACAGAAUAGUACUGGCCAGCCAGGGAAUUCUUGCUGUUGUUCUGCAGACCAAAGGAAUAUGCAGCCAGUGUUCUCAAAUGUUACAGAAAACAGUUUCAGCCGCAGGGAGCACUCUGCACCAAAUAGUCCCAAGAUGGCUAUAUUGCACUCUCCUGGGCACUCGGGUCAAAAGUUUCCCAUCUCUACUGUUGCCUUCUGUAGCUCAGACUUAAAGAUUAAACAACCCCCCUCCUAUGAAGAUGCAGUAAAGCAGCAACUGACUAGAAGUCAGCAGAUGGAUGAACUUCUAGAUGUCCUAAUUGAGAGUGGAGAAAUGCCAGCUCAUGCCAAAGAAGAACGGUCUUGCAUAUCAAAAGUGCCUCGUAUCACGGUGUCCUCAGGGAGCACCAGUGUGCCUGUACGAAAAACUCAAGGGCCUUACAAACAAAUGUCUUCCUUUGCACAUGGCAGCAGUAGCCGGGACAACCACCUUGAAGCCUUAUUGAACAGCCCCAUGAGCAGGGCUAAUGAAAUUGCUCUGCUCAAAAUCGAGACUGAAAAUCCCCAGCAUGAAGGGAUGGCUGAUGGGUUUUCAGGCUGUCACCAAGAGGAACUGCUCAACACCCACAACAUGAUGGAGACCCCACUUUCUCCAAUAGAUGCCAGAAUAUCACAGUCGACAACCGAGGGCCAGGGUUUGAACCUCGCUUUCAACGAGUCACCCUGGGAAACCAUGGAAUGGUUGGACCUUACACCCCCAAGUUCGGCGACUGGGUUUGCCCCUCUUCCAGUAACUGGUCCCAGUAUCUUCAACACAGAGUUCUUGGAUGUUACAGAUCUCAAUUUAAAUCCUGCCAUGGACCUGCAUUUAGAGCAGUGGUAAACUUGACCAUUGACAUUAUGAAAUCAUGCAAUUACACCAAAAUGGAAGGUAAACAAAGGAUGUAUAUAGCAAAUGUUUUAUUAGAAAAUCAUCCUGUUUGAUAGCCAGAGCUAGAGACAGGAUUGUGUUAUAAUACAGAGGGUGUGUGUUCUUUUGAAAAGGAAAAGUGAAGCAAAAAGAAAAAAACACAACCAGCCUUGAUUCAUAUCUCCAGUUGUGCUCAAGAUGUGCAGUUUUGAUUACUAUGCAGUAUUAUGAUGUUAAAAAACACUUGAGGAAAACAUAUUUAUAUUACUGGAAACAAACUGAAUGGAAAGACUUUUGCAAAACUAUUAGAUAAGCAGUAGAAAUGUACAUUAUUAUAAAGAUAUGUUUGCUAACCAUAAACAAUUUGUACAUACAAUACCUUUUCAGUGGUACUUUGUAAAAAGUUUAUCAGAAAGUAAUUGAGGUCUACAUUGGAUGGACAGACGGUGUCUACGAGUCGCAACACAGUUUCGGAACAGCAUUACAUAAAAUGCUGGAAGCUACCAAUUUGUCUUGCUGUUGUAAUUUUAUGAAUGCUCACAUUGCACAGUUAUAGCUUAGUAAGAUUUAUCACAGGAUUGCAUUUUAUUAUAUUUAGGAGUGAAAUUAUUUAGAAGCCAUUCCAUGCAAAUAUUUUAUAGCAUUUAAACCAUGUUUGCUUUUUAAAAAGAGAAAGAGCUACACUAAGUACGCGGACAAACAAAGUGUAUAAAAAAGUACAUUAUUUUUAUAAAUGGAAAGUUUUUCCAACUCACUUUUACAAAGGAAAAAGCUAUGCAUAUACAGCAAACACUAAUUAAUAAAACAUUAAAAGUUUGCAUGUUUGCAAUAGAACCUGUCAUCCAUCACAAAGUGUAUGAUAAAAUAAGUAGACCCCCCUCAGAGCGGAGGAUGCAUGUGAAUAAUAUAAGAAGGGUUUACAUUUAAAAGACUAGUGUACACUAACUAAUAUCUGUAUUUUUAAUUUAGAAUGUAGCCCCACACAUUUGUAUUCUGGGAUCAAGGUGUGUACAAAAUUAUUUAAAGUCUUGUAGCACCCCCACCCCCUAACUUUACUCAAGUGCUGUAUUUCUCAGACUUAUUUAUUACUUUCAACUUUUGUAAAUCUUAGACAUUCCUGCAGUUUCACAAUUGGAUAUAUCAGGCUGUAUUAUAACACUAACCACACGUUAGAUUUUAAGAAUCACAAUUAGACUUGUUUUGUCUGGUUAUCGAAUGCUUGAAUUGCAUUCUUUUUUUUUUUGUUCUUUACAUUUGUAUAGAUUUCUUUUUUCUUCAUGUUUCUAAAAAUGUUGAAAGUAUUGAAUAAUUAUCUUAAAAGGUGAAGAAGGUCCAACCAAGCAGCACUUCUUUCUUACCUUUCUAACAACUGACAUUGUUGUUUGAGUUAGUAAAAAAAUAAAAUAAAAAAAUAAAGUUUAAUAGUUAAUAAGCCGCAAACCCAUUCCACAUGUAUGGAUCCACCUGGUACUACAGUACACUGUUAAAAUGAUGCUGAACAUAUUUAUAAAUGAAAAAAGGGGGGGGGGGGGGGGGGAAUGAUGCAUGUGGCAUUAAAAACACACAUCACCUGAUUGAAAUACUGCAAGUCCCUAGGUCAUUGAUGUCAGUUUACAGCGCUGCUGUACCAUUUACAUUGAAAGGAUUUUAAAAUGAUACAGCGGUACAAAACCACAGACCAACAAGUAUUGUGAAACUAUCAAGAUGUAUUGUUUAGAUGUGGCUUUUACAAUAAAAUAUCAGUGUUACACUCCUCAUUAUAGUAUUUUUAAUAGUUCUGGAACGACCGUAGCUGUGUUUCAAUAUUCUUUCAUUUUGAAUAAGCACAACUCGUAUCAGUAAACCCCCAUCAUAUUACCUAUUAAAGAAAGGAGAAGGUUUUUUUGUUUUUCUGUCAGAUAUAAUUUAUGUAUUGGUUUCUUUUGCAAGAUAGCUUUUUGAUAAUCAUUUCUGUAAUAUGAACUAAUACGAACAUGGUCAUUGUUUUUUCCCAGCAACUUUUGUUUGAAGGUUUGAACAUUUCAUGUAAAAGCUCUUUAUAAACGACAAAUAAAUAACAAAAAUAAAUAAUUUUCCCCACAGGUAUUAUGUAAACAUAAAAAAGCUUGAGAUCAAAUACAAAAAUAAUGAUGUUGAAGGAUAGACAUUUAGAAAAGUUGACUAUUUAUUAUUUUACACCCUCUUAAAUCUUGGUCUAUAUUAUUUACAUAAAAAAAAAAAACAAACAAACAAAAAAAAACUGUUCUAUUACUUACUAAUCUAAUCUUCAGGCAUCCCUUUUUUAAUCAUCCUUUUUUACAUACCAGUACUAUACUUAAAAGCAGUUUGCUGAAAACAGCUCCAUAAGGGCUUCUUGUAAAAUACCCAUUAAGGGUUUUUCAGGUGUAAAGAACGUUUGUGUCCGUACAGCCAAAAUUACCCUUGAAUUGUAUACUAACUGGACUGAUUGCUAAUCAGGUACUGUGUGCAGAACACUAACUAUGAGGCUAAACUAUGGAAGGAUUAAAAUAAAAUAAAAAAUAGAAGUUAAUUUGACAGUUGGAUAAACAUUGAAGGUAUGCUGCCCAAGUCCAGUUAACAAACAGCUUCAGCUAAUGUCUACAUUAUGUCCUGCAUUACAAGAAUCAAAAAGAUGUGCCUGGUUUACUGUUGAACUAAUGCAAUCAGUACAAAAGUAUUGCAUUAUGCAAUUUGAAAAAAAUAAUUGCAUGUAUGUAUUAUAUAUGCCAGUGCUGUUGUAAUGGCUUUAUGGGUUUUCAACACUUAGGCCCAUACAAGCUUUUUUAAAUACAUGUUACUGCUAAACGCCUGUCUCAUUUAAGUUGUAGUUUGUGUGGAAUGGUUUGAGCUUGCAAUCAAUUUAUUAUAAUUUUAUUUUUUUGGUUGUCUAUUGAUGCCAAAAAUCAAAUGCUGUGCUCCCUGCAGCGGCUCUGCGCUAUAAGAGGUCAGAUUCAAACAAGGAAAAGUUCAAACUGUUCAGUGGGAUUCAAUUUUAAGAAACUGCCCAUGCUACUUAAACAAUAUAAAAAUAAUCAUUGAACAAGGAUAAUAUUGAACAUAAAGCUACGACAUUGCUACUUGACCUCAGCCAAGAUGAAUGAUUACAGACUGGACAUUAACAUUAGCUCACCCAUAGAAUCUGCUAAACAUCUUCAUGCUAAAAGUAUCCUGAAUCACUUCUGAACUGCCAUUUCAUUUAAAUGUAAGUAGCAAGUGGCCUGUAUCUGGACGUAACUGCCAAUCGGAACAGCCUAUGAAAGAGUCAUUGUUACACUGACCAAUUCCAUGAACGAGAUUCCUUCCCAACUGUAUGCUUUAUUUUUUGCACUCUGUAAAUACUGUACUUUGAGCUUAUUGUGCUGUAUCAUACAGAUUUUUUUUGCUAUUUGUAUAUAAGCUUGAUCUGAACUUUAAACCUGGAUUUGGCAUUGUGUGUUCUUAAUAAAUCUUUUAUGAUAAAA